UUGCUUUGAUAGAGCGAUUGAGGUGUGGAGGCAGUUCCACUGUGAUCUCAAUGACCUGUCCCACUGGAUAACAGAAGCUGAAGUGUUAUUAGCCGAUGCCCGUGGUCCAGAUGGCAGCCUGGAGCUGCAGACAGCUGGGCUGCAUCAGCAGGAACUUGAGGAAGGAAUCAGCAGCCAUCAGACCAGUGUUUCGGCACUGAACAGAACUGGGGAAGGGAUCAUACAGAAACUGUCUGCUACGGACGGGAGCUUCCUGCAGGAGAAGCUGGCGGGAUUGAAUAGACGCUGGAAAGCAAUCACUGUGGAGGUCAUGGAUAGACAACAGAGGCUAAAAGGAGAGAAUCAGCAGCUGAUAGAGUACAGAAAGAAGCUUGAUGAGCUGCGCUGCUGGUUGGAAAAUGUAGAAAAUGCUCUGGACACAAGAUUUACAUUCAACCAUGAAGAAAACUUGCGAGAAUUACAGGUCUUAAGUGAAGAGAUGGAAGUUCAGGGAGACAAACUGGAAUGGCUGAACAGAACUGAACCUGAAGUGCUUUUGGAUAAAAAUGUUGAUCUUCAGGAAAAAGACAAACUUUCUGAUUGCCUGCAGUCCCUCAAUGUGAGGUGGAAUAAGGUGUUCAGAGAAGUGCCUGACAGAGUGAGAGAGUUGGAGACAUUUGUUGGGCACUCUGGUGUUGUUACACAGACAAAGCCUUCUGGUGUCCAAAAGGUGGUGCUAGUAUCUUCUUCAUUUGAAAUUCCUGUUCAGACUCAGCAGGCUUUGGAACUUUCUGCACCUGGUGAUCUGGAUAAAACUACAACUGAACUGGCUGACUGGUUGGUAUUAAUUGACCAGAUGCUCAAGUCAAACAUAGUCACCGUGGGAAAUACUGAAGAGAUCAAUCGGACUAUUGCACGAAUGAAAAUAACAAAGGCAGAUUUGGACCAGCGACACCCUCAACUUGAUUCUGUUUUUACACUGGCUCAGAAUUUGAAAAAUAAAACUUCCAGUUCAGACAUUAGGACAGUGAUCACAGAAAAAUUAGAGAAGGUGAAGAACCAGUGGGACAAUACUCAACAUGGUGUGGAGGUGCGGCAGCAGCAACUGAAGUACAUGCUGACAGACAGCAUGCAGUGGGAUGAGCAGAGGCGAGAAAUGGAGCACAUCAUGGAGCAGUGUGAGAUCCGCCUGCGUAUGCUCCUGCAGGCCCCAAAAGAGAUGCUUACCAAACAGAUUUCAGAAAACAAACUGUUAGUACAGGAUUUGCAUAGAGGUGACAUCACAGUAGCUGCAUUCAACGAUCUUUCUAAUAAACUUCUUCGAGAGUAUCGUGAUGAUGACACAAGGAGGGCAAUAUCUGUCAAACCAUUUGGAAUCCCUAGCAUGCAAUUUAUUAUUUUUCAUCAAGAAGCUGUUGACAGGCAGAAUUUCUUGGAGACAGAGCUGAAGACAGUACAGGCCUCACACAAGGAUCUGGAGAGCUUCCUCAAGUGGCUUCAAGAGGCAGAGACAACAGUUAAUGUUCUAGCAGAUGCGUCCCAGCGUGAGAACACUGCUCAGGACAGUGCCUGCCUAAGGGAACUCAGAAAACAGAUACAG
Messenger RNA from Antrostomus carolinensis (chuck-will's-widow), 1579 nucleotides. Its product is annotated as utrophin-like. The annotation marks the transcript as partial. Gene Ontology annotation, biological process: synaptic signaling. Gene Ontology annotation, molecular function: protein binding. The record is from RefSeq and is a predicted model, not a curated record. Gene Ontology annotation, cellular component: plasma membrane. The transcript has 11 exons. Lineage: Eukaryota; Metazoa; Chordata; Aves; Caprimulgiformes; Caprimulgidae.